Macrosteles quadrilineatus (aster leafhopper) is the source of this 1052-nucleotide messenger RNA. RefSeq lists its product as uncharacterized. The record is from RefSeq and is a predicted model, not a curated record. Bases 483 to 1052 code for a protein of 189 amino acids. NCBI's taxonomy places the organism in Eukaryota, Metazoa, Arthropoda, Insecta, Hemiptera, Cicadellidae. The transcript has 5 exons.
GUAAAUGUAUGAACUAUGGUCCUGAAGAUGUGGUGAUUAUGUGGACAAAGGGUAAAAUGUACAUUGAGCUUCGUAAUCGCUAACUUCAAGGACCUGUCGACCAAAAGAUACACAAGAACAUAUGUGACGGUCAAACAACUUUCUUGAAGGGGAAAACAGGCCAUGUUGUGAAAGCUCCUGAAGCAGAAACAUCGGAUUAUGAAAAUUUAAAACAACUCCCCACUGAGUUCAUAAGGGAUGAUUUAAAACAUCUUGUAACUAGAUACGAAAUUCCUUUAGGAUCAGCCAAAAGAUUGAUUGUUAAAUGCGUAAAACAUGACGAUAAAGUCGAGGCGUUUGUAUACGGCCCAGAAGGAUACUUGCUUGAUGUAUUGAAGCGGACUGACGUUGAAGGAGAUUGCCAACAAGUGAAAGAUCACAUAGGUAUAAUUGGAGAGCCAAAUUGGAAGAAGAAAUCAGUAAAUGUUGAGUUAUCAUUUACUAUGACGUACGAGGUUAGUAAAAACGAGAACGAUGUUGUUUGUGCCUCCAGACAAUACACGGUCACAUCUAUUAACUAUUAUGCGAAAUUGGACAGAGAGGGCUUAAAGCGGAUGGAUUGCAACAAGAAAACUGUGGUGGGUACUCAAUAUUUGUCAAAGAAUGACUGGUUAUUAUCAUCGGGAACCUUUGAUAUCAGGGAUUUCAACAAAUAUGGAAACCCUGAUGACACACCUAUCUCUUACCUUCUAAGAUAUGAUCCGCAACUCGAGCUCAAGUGCCAAACAUACACUAUGGAAACAAAGGGGUGGUUGAAACAGAAAACCACUAUAACAGCAAGUAUAAUACACGAAGGCAUAAUCUUAGAGAAGUUAUUUCUAGACUCUUGUACGGACGAAGGAAUAUACAUCGACAAAAUAGGGCGGUACACCUAUUACAACAGACAUUUUACACUUGAGUAUAAAAGAAAAGAUAAAAGAUGUUUUAUAAUGGGGAUUGAUCUUGCUUACAAUAGUCCGUUUAAGGAUGUUAAAGUAUCACGAGGUGAUCUCCACGAAUUCAAUUGUCCAUGA